Molecule: messenger RNA, 2643 nt
Organism: Pelmatolapia mariae (spotted tilapia)
Lineage: Eukaryota; Metazoa; Chordata; Actinopteri; Cichliformes; Cichlidae
Product: eosinophil peroxidase-like
Exons: 14
Coding region: 1-2643 (880 amino acids)
Biological process (GO): response to oxidative stress
Molecular function (GO): protein binding; heme binding; peroxidase activity
Source: RefSeq, a predicted model, not a curated record
AUGAAUCGGUUUCUGUGCCUUCUGGCUGUGGGCCUGUAUCUGUGCUUGCAAUGCCAGGUCAAUGAAGCACAUUUGAGUCAGAACUUCAUUGAAAACACUGUGAUGGCAGCAAAGGCAAAGGUGGAUGCAGCCUAUCGUUAUUCAAGGCAACAGAGCUUGGAUCGCGUGAGAAGAAACGCACAUUACGCUGAUGUUGUGCGGCUCAUGAAGCAGCCCAGAGGAGUAUCCCGCAUUGCUGUGCGCUCUGCUGAUUACCUGGCUACUUCUUUGCAAAUGAUCACCGAGAGUCUUGAAAAGCGUCACAAGCGCUCCAUCAAUGCGACAGAUUUGAUCUCUAAGGAAAAUCUACAGGCCCUCAUUGAUCUGACAGGCUGCUCUCCACGUCAGCGCAUCCCUUCUUGUGGGACAACUCAAAACUUGCACACAUAUCGCACUGCAAGCAGUGUGUGCAAUAACAGGAAAAACACCCGCUGGGGAGCCUCCAAUACACCUUUUCUCCGCUGGCUCCCUGCUGAGUAUGAGGAUGGCACUUCUACACCUAGAGGCUGGACCCGUGCGCAAGCAGUGAACAAUCACACUCUUCCCCUGGUUAGACAAGUGUCCAACCGCAUUUUGCCAACACCUACCGCUGACGUGCAGAGCGAUCCACUCUACACUUUCCUGGUGACAAUCUUUGCCCAGUUCACUGAUCAUGACCUGACCUUCACUCCUACGUCUCCUUCCAUUGCUUCAUUCAGUGACGGCAUCGACUGUGGAAAGACUUGCACGCGCAGAGACCCCUGCUUCCCCAUUGAAAUUCCUGAAAAUGACCCCCGGUUUGGCAAUAAUUCAAAGGAUGAGUGCAUUCCUUUCACCCGCUCAGCACCAGCUUGUGGCUCUGGAAACACUGGCUUCAACUUCGGCGCAAGUACAGUCCGCGAACAGAUGAACACUCUCACGUCCUUCCUCGAUGCAGGUGAAGUCUACGGCUCAGACGAAGCCAAAGCUCGCUCCCUCCGGGACCUCACCACAGAUAAGGGUCUUUUGAGGGUCAAUGAAAAUUUUAAUGAUACCGGCCGUGAGCUUCUGCCCUUCAGCUCUAUGAGUACCAACAUGUGUGCCACUCGAGCUCGCAUUACCAAUACCUCAAAUGCGGUGGAGGUGCCUUGCUUUUUCGCUGGUGAUGAUCGCGUCGUUGAGAACACCGCACUGGCCGCUCUGCACACUCUCCUGUUACGUGAACACAACCGACUCGCACGUGCUCUGGCCUGUCUCAAUCCACAGUGGGAUGGAGAGAGACUCUACCAGGAGACUCGCAAGAUCGUGGGUGCCUAUCUGCAGGUGAUGACAUUCAGAGACUUCUUACAUCACAUUGUUGGUCCAGACUACAUUGCAAAGCAGCUGUCCACCUACCCUGGCUAUGAUGAAGACGUGAAUCCCGGGAUCGCCAAUGUAUUCGCCGUAGCUGCCUUCCGUUUUGCUCACCUGAUGAUUCAGCCUUUCAUUUUCCGUCUUGAUGAGCAGUACGAGCAGCACCCUAAAUACCCCAGCGAACUGCUGCACAAAAACUUCUUCACACCAUGGAGGAUCAUCUUUGAAGGUGGUGUGGACCCUGUCUUAAGAGGACUAGUGGGUCGCCCAGCCAAACUGAACACUCAGCAGCACAUGAUGUCUGAGGAACUGACGGACAGGCUGUUUAAGUUCUCCUCGAGGGUGGCACUGGAUCUGGGUUCACUGAACAUGCAGAGAGGAAGAGACCACGGAGUCCCUGGCUACAACAAGUGGCGCAAGUUCUGUGGACUGUCGGAGCCACGAACUCUUGAAGAGCUGGCUACAGUGCUGAACAAUACAGAUCUGGCACAGAGGCUGCUGAAUCUCUAUGGCACCCCUGACAACAUUGAUGUGUGGCUUGGAGGUGUGUCAGAGCCAUUUGUCCAUGGAGGACGAGUGGGACCUCUGUUUGCCUGCUUGAUCGCAACUCAGUUCCAAAAGAUCCGUCAGGGAGACCGACUUUGGUGGGAGAAUGAUGGAGUCUUCACUGAGGCGCAGAAAGAGUCACUGAGGCAAACAUCAAUGGCUCGUAUAAUCUGUGACAACACUGGUAUCGCUGAAGUCCCUGAAAACCCCUUCCUGUACCGGCCUCGAGGGUCUGGCUACACCCAGUGUGUUAACAUCAAUAAGUUUGACCUCAGUCCAUGGAAGGAGGGUGAUUCAGAUUCAAAUGAAUCUUCAAGUUCAGAAGAAUCUCCAGAAACAGAACUACCUUAUAUCCCUCCUGACAACCAACAGAACAUUGCUUUCUCAAUGCGACUUGGCAGCAACUCUCCCAAAGCUGGCAAUCCGAUCAUUUUCCAUGAAGUAGUCUACAACGGACAAAACAGCUACAACACUCAGAAUGGGAUCUUUACAUGUGAGGCCCCGGGUGUUUAUGAGUUUGAGUUCAGCCUUACGAUCUACCAGAACUCUGCCAAUGUGGAUCUGGUGCGCAACGGGAAGCGGAUUCUUCACUCAUUCACCACAAAGCAUACCGGUUACCUGAUGGCCAGUGGAAGCAUUUAUGUUCAGCUUGAGAGUGGUGACAAGGUCUGGCUGGUUGCUCAUAACAGUGCCAAUGGCAUUACUAGUAACAGCUACUUCAACGGACAUCUGCUAUUUGAAGUGUAG